Molecule: messenger RNA, 1400 nt
Organism: Daldinia vernicosa
Lineage: Eukaryota; Fungi; Ascomycota; Sordariomycetes; Xylariales; Hypoxylaceae
Exons: 2
Coding region: 1-1023 (340 amino acids)
Source: RefSeq, a predicted model, not a curated record
AUGGCUGCUGCAGGAUUUGUUAACGAGGUCCAUGGCUUCGACUAUGCUGGCCUCAACAAUGUUUUUCUCUAUAGCAUUAACGACAAUUCACGAGACCAAGAGCUCGGGAUAAUCUGGACCGAGGCCGACGAGUCGAUGGUCAAGGCCAGAGCGAACACAGCCUAUCUGCCCAAGUUUUGGAAGAUGAUGGUACACCUUUUUAAGCGAAGCCCUUCCGACCUCUUUACCUGGGGAUUGCGAAUCGGCGAUGACGAAGACGAGAUUCUGCGAGACCUCUGUGAAAUCUUGCCUCACGAAAUUUGGGAGAACAACCUGUCAUUCUUCAGAUACUGUCUACAGAAGGCUAUCUGUCUUAGAGUUAAAAACCACGCACAGCCCUUCGGUUUCUUCAAGGGCAUGCUCUUAAAGCCCAUCAAUAACUUGGAAAAGUGCUUAAGCAAUGUCGAGGCACACAGACGAGAGGCGGAAAUCGCAGAUGGCGUCUUUAACGCAUGGGUGGCGACUGCGCAAGACAUGGAAGCAUCGGUCGCGCCAUUCAUAUGGGAGCUCAAGAACAUCAUCAAAGGGACGGAGGUAAUCGGAACUCUAAAUGAGGAAAGGUUCUUCAUUCUAGAGAAGAUCGAUGUUCUCAAUAUCCGAAGAGCCCUCGACGCCCUCUACACCAAAGGCCUAUAUGCUCUCCGAGUUGACAUGAAGUAUGUCAGCUACAUCCGAUCUUACGCUGGCCAGUGGCCCAAAUUCGAGCCAUACUCUCAGGAGAUGUUGGCGAUUUGCGAGAAAGUCUCCAUCCUCAACCGGCGACGUGCCCGUGCAAUGGGCCUACCGGACAUGCCUGUAGCCCGGCAUGAAAUCUUCACGCGCGUGCCGUACUGGAAGAGCUCUAAGUGCGAUGAUGAGCGGUUUAAGGAGGUGAUGUUCCAAUACGGAGACUUGUGGACUCUGUAUUCUGCAGCACCUAUUCCCCAGCAACCUGUCCAUGAAGCGGCGGGCGACAUGGACAUGGAAAACUCCGACGGCCACUAGGGGAACGGGACAUGGAGGGAUAUAGUGAGCCAAAUCUCAUCUAGAUGGUCUCCUUGGGCACUGCUGGGCGCUGAGGGUAAUUUUAUCUCUGUUAUAAGGCGUAUUUGACGGGUUUUCCCCAACCAGGGAGGGUAAUGCUGUAGGCAGGUAGGGGCUGGGGAUAGGAAGUGGAGGAUUUCUUAUGUCAGGCGGAACUCUAGCUCUGUCUCCCUUUGAGGAGGUACUCUAGACGUCUCAAUAGCGCCAUUGAUGCGCUCGCUGUAGCUACCCAGCUAUAGCCACUAAUGCACUUUAACGUUCUCAUCAUCGUAAUCAUCAUCAUCAUCAUCUAGACGGUGGUGGACUAAUUGAGCUGUUACGUCACUUGUAGUAUCGGC